AUGGAGGAUAUUAUUGGGGAGCUUAAUGAGCUCUUCGCAGCUUCCUCUCCCGAUGGACUACCUAAAGACGUCCUCGCAGAGCUUCAGUCCCUUCUGCGAGUCCACUCGAUUGCCCCACAGGAACUAUUUUACAAAUGGGAGUCAUUCUGCUUGAAGAUGGGCUCCGAAGAGACCAAACUAAACCUAGAGACCGUGAGGCUGUUCAAGCGUGACGUGCAGGAAUUACUGGAGCGAGAGACUCGAAGCAAGCCCAGCCGACAAUUACCCACCGCUACCCCGCGCGCAGCAGCAGCAACUGAUGUUUUUGGGAUAUUAGACGGAUUAACCCCAAAUGUGCCCCACGGUCGAACGCCGAACUCAGCCAAGCGGAAAGCGGACUUCGCAUCUCCCUCUACGUCUAAAGUGGGAAAGGUCGAUUCUCCAAUCGGUUCUAAGACUCUGCGAAAGCCUAUGAAUGGGGCUGCUACAGGUGAUGGAGUGCAGUCCGUGCCUUUCUCGGAGCGCCAGAAUCCCGGCCAGACGCUUGAAACCCUCAAUGCCCACCUGUCGAUGCCAGAGACCCCUAUGGCUCCCUUUUCAGAGGCACGGAUACGGCCCACUGCGAACACGGAUCUGAAGAAGUUCGGAUACAAGCCAAUGGCAAUGCGACAGUCUGAAGCAUCCGAGAUCCUAGAUGACCGCAUUGACGAGUUCACGGCCUUGUUCCAGAAGGAAUACGAAACAGAGGACCUCCCCUUCGGCAGUGCAGCGACCCAGAGCACCAGCGAGAUUGUUGCGGUCGGACGGAUUGCGUCAGACACCAUGGAAGGAAAGCUUAACCCAGCCUCUCUUGUACUUGAGACGUCGAGACGAACAGGAGCUGGAGUGCGUGUGCCUCUGAAGGUGGAUACGCUACCGUCGGUGAACUUUUUCCCGGGACAAAUUGUUGCUCUACGGGGUAUUAAUGCGUCCGGGAAUUACUUCUCGGUCAAGGAAGUCCUAUCCACCCCGCUUUUACCGCCCGCUGCAUCAUCUGUGCCCACUAUGGAAGGUAUCAACGAAAGAUUGGAGGAGGCUGGCUCUUCUCCAUUGAACUUAAUAGUCUCCUCGGGGCCAUACACAGCCGACGAUAACUUAGAUUUCGAGCCGCUCAAUGAGAUAUGUCAGAAAGCGGCCGAGAACUAUGCAGACGGACUCGUCCUCAUGGGUCCAUUCUUAGAUAUCGAACAUCCACUGCUAGCAUCGGGAGACUUCGACCUCCCAGAAACCAACGGAUACGAUCCAGACACCGCAACCCUAACAACAGUAUUCCGGCACUGCAUCACAACACCCUUACAGAGAUUAGUCGCGGCAGUACCCAGCAUCACGAUCGUGAUGGUUCCCUCCGUCCGCGACGCCGUGAGCAAGCAUGUCUCCUGGCCGCAGGAGCAGCUCCCCAAAAAGGAACUCGGCUUGCCCAAGCAGGUGCGCAUGGUUUCCAACCCAGUCACGCUGUCUCUCAACGAGACCGUCAUUGGCUUGUGCUCCCACGACGUCCUAUACGAGCUGCGAAGAGAAGAGGCUCUGCACGGCAAACCCAAAGAAGGCAACCUGCUCACCCGGUUGUCCAAGUACCUCGUCGAGCAAAGACACUUCUACCCUGUCUUCCCACCGUCAUCGCGAGACGUUCUUCCCAAGCCCGGCAUAGAUAACGGAUUAGCCACGGGCGCCACCCUGGACGUCAGCUACAUGAAGCUAGGCGAGUGGUGGAACGUCCGACCAGACGUGCUAAUCGUUCCCAGCAUGCUCCCACCGUUCGUCAAAGUAGUAGACAGCGUCCUGGUAAUCAACCCAGGCACGCUCUCCAAACGCCGAGCAGCAGGAACCUACGCGCAAAUGGCCAUCCACCCACGAGAAAUCACCGACGAAGAACGCGAACAAAAACACAUCAGCCACAAACUGUACGAACGGACACGGGUAGACGUCAUCCGCAUCUAA
Aspergillus pseudotamarii is the source of this 1956-nucleotide messenger RNA. Its product is annotated as DNA-directed DNA polymerase alpha subunit POL12. The record is from RefSeq and is a predicted model, not a curated record. NCBI's taxonomy places the organism in Eukaryota, Fungi, Ascomycota, Eurotiomycetes, Eurotiales, Aspergillaceae. Gene Ontology annotation, cellular component: alpha DNA polymerase:primase complex. Gene Ontology annotation, molecular function: DNA binding. Bases 1 to 1956 code for a protein of 651 amino acids. The transcript is spliced from 4 exons. Gene Ontology annotation, biological process: DNA replication initiation; DNA replication.